AUGGGACUCUGGCUAACUGUGGAAGCUACAUUGGCUGCUGAUCUUGCUACUGAGGCUCUCAUGAUGUCUCCAGGUCUUGUCGAGCGGAUUCGACGGUCCAAAAGCUCCGAAGAACGCGAGAGCAACCUUGAAAAGCUCCUCAUCGUUGUCAAUUCGGAGACAUACCUUCCAUAUAUCGUCCGCUCGGAAGAACAGCAUCCAAUCUACGGCAAUGCUACGAAGGACGUAUAUCUUUCAAACUACAGAGAUGUACAGGGAAUCAAAUUCCCUCACACCAUCCAGACCAUAUACAGCUCAUCUAGCCAGCGGCUCAACGUGGUUCUCGAAGACUUUGUCAUUGGCAAGAUCAACGCUACAGCAAAAUUGGGCGAUAAUUUCUUCGAUCUUGUUCCUCACGGCCAGAAAGUAAAUAUAUCGGAAAAGCAUCCUGAUGUUCCCAGUGGUCUUGUCACAGAUUAUAGCACGAGUUUGCUCGGGUCGCCGGUCAAGAAUGUCAGCGUGGAGGCUUUGAAAUCAGCCCGGCUUGUUGAUCUGCCGCAAGUGUAUUGGCUUAUUAUCGAUGAUGGCCAUGAUCUUGGGUUUAAACAGCGUAUUAUUGAGUUUGAGACUGAAGUCAUUGUGUGCGAUGCACCGCCUCUCUGGAGUGAGGCUGUCAUGGAGUGGGUUGAGAAGAAUAUUGGCAAGAAGGUCACCUACAUGGCGCUACUCAAACACACCCUUUACGUUCAUCGUGACAACAAGGUCCAAGCAUGGUUCAACUGGUCUGAUCAAGCGCCUCACGCAGCCGACUGGACUUAUGUAAUGGUUACAGAGCAAUGUCCUGAUAAAAACUCCUCCAUAUUUGUCUAUGAGGCUGAUACAUGGGAGGCUGGCCUGGGUGAUGAUUUGGGUAAUCGGCAGCAGUGUGAUGCCGACACAUGGAUGGAUUACUUCGCUACAACAGCUGAUCUACACCACGGCUUUAUCCAUAUCCUGAUUUUGACAUUGGCCGUUGGAAUAAUGCUAAUCAAUUACCGGGCUUUCUGA
Molecule: messenger RNA, 1026 nt
Organism: Fusarium verticillioides 7600
Lineage: Eukaryota; Fungi; Ascomycota; Sordariomycetes; Hypocreales; Nectriaceae
Exons: 5
Coding region: 1-1026 (341 amino acids)
Source: RefSeq, a predicted model, not a curated record